AUGCCCACCGCGAUGGCGGGCUCCAGCUCGUCCGUCCUCAAGGGUCAAUGGCGUCCAACCAAGAUCAUGAACAUGCGCGACCUUUCUCGCGACGAUGACUUUCUCAGCCACCUCCUCGUCGAGAAGCUCGGCACUGGCGACGUGCCUCUCGUCGUCCACAAGAUGGACCCCUCAAGACGACUCCCAAAGACUGACGCUGAGCAGCUCCUCCAAAUCGUGAGACGCUUGGUUUUUGCCAAGGGCCCCCCUCAAACUGCCAUUCGCCAGGCUGUCGACGAUCUGCUAUCUCUGACGGCCGUGCGGUACUAUAUUCGAUCCUAUACCCAGAAGCAAAUCAACGCCUUCGCCACCCACGCCUCCCGCUACUUCGAGCUUUACCUCCCGUCGGGCUCAAUAGAGAUCGCCCAUACCUCUCGAUACUCGCACCACACCGGGAAGUCUGAGCUAUGCAUUCUCGCCACCCGCCCGCUCGCCCCAGGCACUGUUAUCUCCGAGCUUAAAGGCUCCAUGGCGGACCUAACCGACGAGGAAGACAAGGAACUCAAGGGCACAGAUGUCGGCCAAGCAGACGGAGCAGGAAUCCGCCGCGAUUUCAGCGUCAUCCAUUCCAAGCAACUCAAGAAGAAUCAUCUAUUCUUGGGGCCCGCCCGCUUUGUCAACCACGACUGCGACCACAACGUCGAACUUUUUCGCGAAGGUCGGUACAUCACGUUCCGGGUGAUCAAGCACAUCGGAGUUGGCGAAGAGGUGACGGCGCACUAUGGCGACGGCUACUUCGGCCGCAACAACCGUCAUUGCCUGUGCGAGUCGUGCGAGAAGAAAGGGCGCGGCGGAUAUGCACCGCACAACGACGAUGAAGUAUCGGAUUCCGGCUCAUCCCCUGGUGGCGCUGACUCGGAUGGUGGCGACUCGGACUGGACCACGGACGAAGAUGCGGCACCGCCGGCCGCGGUCAACGUCAACGUCAACGAGCGCCGCACCCGCCGUGGCGUAUAUGCGGUCCUCCCGGAAGAGGAACAGGGAUCUGACGCUGAGCUCGAGGUUGAGCCGGUCCUCGACAUCCCCUCCGACCUCACCGACCUCCCGCUCUCGAGUGCCUCCGGCGCGGCUGGGCCCUCGAAACUCACGGGGCUUCUGACGCCGGACACCGAAACCUUGCCGGCAGAAAGCUGCCCACCCUCGGCAGCGUCUACGCCGCGCACAGCGACGCCUGCUACCUCCUUCGUGAUCUCGACGCGCGCCCAGAAGGCGCGCGCGGCGUCCGAGCUUGAGAGCAUCAGCGCCAGCCUCAGCCUCAAGGGCAAGGGUAAAGCCCCCGCAGCAACUUCGCGCUCCGCGUCGGCGGUUCGGCAGCUUGAAACGCCGCCCCUUACCUCCGACAACGGAUCCGUUGCGGAGGAACAGACCCGGCGUUCGUCCUCGCGUCUGCGCACACGAGGCGAUGUCGCGUCGUCGGCGUCGCGCCUCAGCACACCGAUGGUGGAUGUCAAGGGGAAGGCGUCUGCGCACAGCUCGAUCGUGGACGUGGCGGAACUGAAGGGCAAGGGGCGGGAAGACCCGGAGCUGGAGGGGCGGACGUUGAGGCGGCGGGCCUUUGUGCCUCCUGCUGCUCUCGAGGCUCAAAGCGCGUCCGUGAAGAAGCCAGGAGAUGGUCCGCGUGGGGUCGACGGAAGGCCGCUGCCCACAUGCGUCACUUGCAAGAACGUCCUCCCUGUAAUCUCGGUGGACCACCAAGUUGUAUGGGGUUUGGCGUUGGGACGGACUGGCAAGAGGGGACGGCCGCGGAAGAACGCCAACAUAGACUGCCCCAGGUGUAUGCGCCACUUCGCCAUAUAUGCGGUGAAAUGGCCGUCUCGCCUCCCUACUGAUGGCACUCCUGCCUUCGUCCCCACCCCUCGGGAUAACAGGAGCAUGACCCCUGCUUACGCCUCAACGGCGCGAGUAUCCCAUGCGGCCCUCGCGACGCUCAACCACAAGCUGUCGCACGCCGCUUCAGGCUCCCGCUCCGCCUCUGCCUCCGUCUCGCACAACCCGCACAAACGACAACGCACUGUCGAAGAAGAGCCCGAGGCGCCUCCUUUGAAGCGACAGAAGCUUCAGAGCGUGAAGAAGCAGCGCGGGCGUCCGCCGAAGAACAAGGUCGGCAUGUCGUCGAAGGCGAAGGAGAUGCUCGGCGUAAACGAGCGUCGCAGCGAGCGCACACGGCGACCGAGCGCAAAGCUACGCGAGAGCGAGCCUCCGCCGAAGAUCAAGCCCGACACGCUGUCGUCUUCUUCGAAAGCCCCUGUCUCGUCGACAUCGACGUCUUCUGCGGCUUCUGCGGGGACCGAUUCUUCUUUGCUGUCCACUGGCGCGGCGGCAGAAGGCGCGGGUGCACCGGGAGAGGGGAACUUACCUGCUCCACCGGCUACCCCCGUGGUCGUCAAGAGGGAGGUGGUGAAGCUUCCGACGCCGAAGUCGCUCGCCGUGGCAGCGCAGCCUCGCGAGUCGAAUGGUCGGUUUGGCAAGAAGGAAUCCACCAACGGCCGGUACAUGCGGAAGAACUUCCAGUUCACGCCCGGUGGUCGCCGCCUCGCGCGGGGGAGAAAGCCGAAGCCUGCCUCGAAGCCGUCCACGGGCACCGUGGUGAAGAUCGAGCACGACAGCUCCGCAGUACAGGCCGUCCAGGCGCCUUCGUCCCCUUCACAGAAACGCAUCCACGACAAUGGAGAGGGCGCAGAGGACGAACGGGCGAAGCGGCAGCGGGUUGAGGCGGUGGAAGUGCGAGUGGAGGUGAAGAUCGAGGGGGAGGAGGCCGACCUCUCAGGGGCGUCGCUGGAGGACGAUGCCUCGCAGGACGAGGAAGAACAGUUUUUUCGGAGGCCUCGCAUGACGGUCACUAAAAGUGGCAUGGGUUUCCUCUCCCGCCCCAACCCCCUCAACUUCGCACGCCGUAAGUGGACUUCGGUUCCUCCCGAAGAUCCACCUGAGAUACCGGCGGCGACAAGCUCCUAUGGCCCCCAUUCGUCGACGGACGAUGACGCGGAUCUGCCGGUGACGCCGCAGGAUGAUGUAGAGACCCAGCCCGUCGUCGCUGUGGACGAGGGCGAGCUCUCGGACGAGUACGAUGACUACGACGACUAUGAGGACGAUGACAAGUCGGACGGCACCCCGGAGCGAAACCGGGCGGUUUCGCAGGACCCAUGA
Messenger RNA from Trametes versicolor FP-101664 SS1, 3186 nucleotides. RefSeq lists its product as uncharacterized. Gene Ontology annotation, cellular component: nucleus. The record is from RefSeq and is a predicted model, not a curated record. NCBI's taxonomy places the organism in Eukaryota, Fungi, Basidiomycota, Agaricomycetes, Polyporales, Polyporaceae. Gene Ontology annotation, molecular function: histone H4K20 methyltransferase activity; protein binding; DNA binding. The transcript is spliced from 8 exons. The coding region runs from base 1 to 3186 and encodes 1061 amino acids.